This is a messenger RNA of Porites evermanni, 1218 nucleotides long. Lineage: Eukaryota; Metazoa; Cnidaria; Anthozoa; Scleractinia; Poritidae. The record is from the annotation of a GenBank genome assembly.
UCAUCCUUUCCCAGCACAGCCUCUACAUCACAGGAAGACCAUGAAAGCAAUUCCGGAUCCACUUCCUCCAGGAAAUUGAGAGUUACCCUGUUAAGCAGUGAAUGGAGAUCAACAAAAGGAGGCUUGUCAACCAUCAACCGAGAGCUCGCCAUUCAGUUGGCAAAACACCCCAGCGUGGAUGUCAGUGUUUAUCUCCCUCAGUGCAGUGAAGAAGACAAACGAGUCGCUGCCAGACACAAUGUUCAUGUCAUUGAAGCAGAAAAAAUGCCAGGUUAUGACCCGGUUGACUGGUUGUCCUUCCUACCAAAAGACCAUGCUGUGGACUGUGUGAUAGGACAUGGAGCCAUUCUUGGUCGGCAAGUGCAAGGUAUAAAACGUGAUCGUCCUCAUUGUAAGUGGAUUCAGGUCGUUCAUACCUCUCCAGAAGAACUUGGAAUGUACAAAGGAUAUGAAGAGCGCGUUUCCAGAGGUGAAGAGAAACACCAAGUGGAGGUUGAACUCUGUAAAUUGGCUGAUCAAGUUGUAGCAGUUGGACCCAAGCUGGCUGAAGCUUUUUCGGGUUAUCUCCGUCCCUGUGGAAAGGAUCAAGAUGUUUUCAAUCUUACCCCAGGCAUUUUCUCUGAAUUUGCUGAUGUAAAGCAAGCCUCUCAGGAAAGAAGUUCAUUUACUGUUUUAGUGUUUGGACGUGGCGACAAUGAAGAUUUUCAGCUAAAAGGAUAUGACAUUACUGCCCAAGCCAUUGCUGAGUUGAAAGACACGACGUACAAACUUGUGUUUGUUGGAGCAACACGGGGAGAAGAAGAUAAAGUAGCAGACUUGCUACUUAAGCAUGGCAUUGAUCGCAGUCAACUCAGGGUGCGUCGUUUUAAUGAAAGCAGAGAGCAGUUAGCCCGUUUGUUUUGUGAAGUUGAUCUUGCUAUAAUGCCAUCACGAACUGAGGGAUUUGGUCUAGCCGCCCUCGAGGCUUUAUCUGCUGGUCUGCCUGUGCUGGUCAGUGGGAACUCUGGUCUUGGAGAAGCUUUGAAAAAAGUUCCUUUCGCUUCAACUUGUGUGGUACAAUCAGAAGAUCCUAAAGAGUGGGCCAAUGCAAUCAAAGCUGUAAGGAAGAAAACCCGAAAUAGUAGACUUAAAGAGUCCAAGAUUCUUCGAGGAGCGUAUACAGAGGUGUACAGCUGGCAGGAAAAUUGUUACAAACUUGUAGAAAGAAUGCACAACAUU